This is a messenger RNA of Rhopilema esculentum, 3805 nucleotides long. The record is from RefSeq and is a predicted model, not a curated record. NCBI's taxonomy places the organism in Eukaryota, Metazoa, Cnidaria, Scyphozoa, Rhizostomeae, Rhizostomatidae.
UCUUGUUUAUAAAUUCUUUCCAUUGUUUAUUUGGUAUUCUAAUGAUAUCCGCUUUCAUAUUUCUGCUUCCACAACGAAAAGCUCCUUCGCAGAUAAGCGGUAAAGGAGCAGAGGCACCAGUGAGAGGCACAAGGAAAACAACAAUAUGGCGGAGGAAGAUAGGGGAGGGCAAGUUGCUUGUCAGGUUCCUUUUUUCGAUCUUUGCAUGGUUAUACAGAAAAUAGAUGAUAGUCAAGGAAAAGAAAAAAAGAAAGAUAUUUUCAAGAAAUUUCUUCAUCGGUGGAGGGAAGUACACAUUAGAAUUCACCGCGAUAUAAACAAUAACAAGAAUGACACCUUCUUUCCCGCUAUGCGCCUUUUUCUUCCAUCUCUUGAUAAGGAGCGACCUUCAUAUGGCAUGAAAGAGGUUGUUUUGGCAAAGUAUUAUAUAGAUGUUUUGAACAUCGCAAAAGAGAGUGAUGAUGCAAAGAAAUUGUUGAAUUAUAGAGCACCAUCGUCUGCAAGACAUAUUGCUGGUGACUUUGCAUCCGUUGCAUAUCUUGUCUUGAAAGACAGGUGCCCACAACAUGGCAGCCUCACAGUUUCUGAUGUCAAUGCCUGCCUUGAUGCAAUGGCUUUAGCUAAUGUGGAGAAAAAGCGUGACGUACUAAAAGCUCAGAUUUGCAAGCUGAUAAGAAACACCAGUGCUAUAGAACAGAAAUGGCUGAUCAGAAUGAUUCUUAAAGAAUUGAAAAUCGGUCUGAGCGAAAAUUCGAUUUUCUCUGUCUUCCAUCCUGAUGCAGCAGAACUGUUUAAUGUCUGCAGCAGCUUAUCAAAGGUCUGUUCAGAUUUACGAGACCCGAAUUCUACAUUGAGUGAAGUGGAAAUCGAGCUGUUUUCUCCAUUUAGGCCAAUGCUUGGUCAAAGAUCUUCAUUCCAAGAGGUGGAAAAAAUUAUGAACUACAAGCCUUUCUUAAUUGAAACAAAAGUUGACGGAGAAAGGAUUCAACUGCACAAGAAAGGAGAUGAGUAUCGAUACUUCUCAAGAGGAUGCCACGACUACACUGAAUCUUUUGGGAAGACAGUCUUCCGGGGAACUUUGACGCCUCAUCUCUCUUUUGCUUUUCCUUCGAACAUAAAGACGUUGAUAUUGGAUGGAGAAAUGACAGCUUAUGAUCCAAAUUCUGGUUUGUUUAUUCCAAAAGGCGGGAACAUAGAUGUCAAAGCUGAAGUAUUAGAUGGUGUUCAUCCGUGCUUUGUUGUCUUUGACAUCUUAUUGCUGAACGACGAGAAGCUUACCAACUUGCCUCUGCAACAAAGGGUGGAAAAACUGAAAGGAAUAAUAAAGCCAGUACCAGGAAGACUUCAAAUCAUCGAAAGAAAAACAGCAUCUAAAAAAGAGGAAGUUAUUAAUGCGUUAAAUGAUGCAAUCGAUAAAAGAGAGGAAGGAAUCGUAAUUAAGGAUCCAGAAUCUAUCUAUAAACCGAGUAAAAGAAAAGGAAGUGGUUGGCUGAAAAUCAAACCAGACUACAUCGAUUCAUUAAGUGAUCAGUUGGAUGUGCUGAUAGUCGGUGGUUACUAUGGAGUUGGGCGUCGUGGUGGAAUGGUUUCCCAUUUCCUGUGUGCUAUAGCUGUUCCUCCGCAGCAACCAAAUGAAUAUCCAUCAGUGUUCCACUCAUUUUGUAAGGUUGGGUCAGGAUACAGUUUGAAGGAGCUCAAAGAGCUGUGUGAUGCCCUUGAGCCUCAUUGGAAGACUUUCGACCCUAAAAUGCCUCCCAGCAGCAUCAUUUUUGCUCCAGGAUUGAAGGAAAAACCCGAUGUUUGGAUAGAGCCUUCGAAGUCUAAAAUCGUACAACUAAAGGCUGCGGAAAUAACAGAGAGUGAAAAGUACAAAUGCAAAUGCACCCUGAGGUUUCCACGUGUCGAUACAAUUCGCGAUGACAAGCAUUGGUACGAUUGCAUGGAUUUGGAUGAGUUGAGUAGACUGAGGGAGAUUUCUGGAGGAUAUCUAACAAAUAAACAAGUUACUGACGAUGGUACAGAAGAACCAGUUAAAAAGAAGAAAAGAACUGUUACCAAAUUAGAGCAACCAAGGAGGAUAGCUGGGCAUUUCAAGGGAGCUGACGUGAGCUCAAUAAAAGAGGUCUCAAAUCUUUUCGAAGACCACGAAUUUUGUGUGAUGAAUGGAUCAUCAGAGCAUAGUAAACAUGAUUUGGAAAAAAGAAUAGCAGAGCAUGGUGGAAAAUUUGUUCAGAAUGCAGGCAAGGACACUAACUGCGUCAUAGCUGAAAAAGUCAACGUGCGUGUUAAAAAUAUAAUCAGCUUAGGAAGGCACGACGUUGUCUCUGUUUCCUGGCUGGUCGCGUGUCUUAAUAAAGGCAAAGUUCUGGCGUACAAACCUAAUGAAAUGAUUUUUACUUCUGAAAAGACAAAGAAAAUAUUCUCUCUUGAAUAUGACGAAUUUGGAGAUAGUUACACGAAAGAGAUUGAUGCUAAAAAUUUGCAAGAAAUAUUUAGAAACAUGGAAAGCAAGGACAGGGUCCGUUCAACAGCUGAAGAAGUAGCAGAAAUCGAGUUCCGUUAUUUCCCCAACGAUUCCCCUUACGGCAUAUUUCGUGGAUGCAGAUCAUUUUUCGAUAAAUGGGCAGAUCCUGAUUGUCCAAAUGAAGUGAGAAUUUUUUUCGUUUGCUCGUUUGUCAGCCCACUUUUUUGCUUGUCAGCCCAAUUUUUUGCUUGUCAGCCCACUUUUUUGCUUGUCCGCACACUUUUUUGCUUGUCAGCCCAAUUUUUUGCUUGUCAGCCCACUUUUUUGCUUGUCAGCCCACUUUUUUGCUUGUCAGCCCACUUUUUUGCUUGUCAGCCCAAUUUUUUGCUUGUCAGCCCAAUUUUUUGCUUGUCAGCCCACUUUUUUGCUUGUCCGCACACUUUUUUGAUUGUUUGCUUGCUUGCUUGCUCGAGCGCCCGUCCGACGGCUUGCAUUCUUGUUUCAAAUACUGCUUGCACCAUUAUUAAAACAGCAAUUGUCUUCAAAUCAUUACUGACUGGCUAUUUCUCUGCACUAGACCUUCGCUUCCAUGGAGGAGACGUGAUGAAUCAAUUUAGUCCAGGGACUACACACGUCAUUGUAAGAAAAAGCGAUCUUUCAAGGCUGCCCGUAUUUAGACAGAGAAUCAGAAAUAUGACUAAAAAGCCACAUAUCGUUACAGAGGACUGGAUCCAAAGCUGUAUAGAAAAAUUUCAGAAAAUUGAUGAGAAGCAUUUUGAGCCUUUGUGAUGCCUUGUUUAUGGAAAAACUGACGUAAAAUUCUGGAUAACAGAAGCAACAGGCCGAACUGAGUUUGAUCUGAAGCUUUCUACAUUUUAAGUGAAGUUAUACCUGUAUAAUGUUGUCUGAUGCCUAUUUUAAUCCAUCAUUUAUUACAAUAGUCCAUGUAAUAGCCUUCAGAACUCACUGGACGGCAGUAAAUUGGAUAGAAAUAUUGUUGGCAUUGUUUAGAAAUCUUCGCCAGUUGAAAUGAUGGCAAGAAUCAGUCCUCCACUGUCAAAAUAGUGGGCUACAUCGAAUUAUUACGGUAAGCUGUAGUAUUUCGAAGAAUGUUUAAAAUUUUAAUAGGUGAAGAAAAGUUAUAUGAAAUCAAAGCUGUUUAUAUUGGGGUUUUUCAUCUUCUUUGUUUUUUUCCAUGUACUCUUGUAGUAUACUAGUCAUCCAAUCUAGUUUUGUAUUCAAUAUGAUUAUAAAAUGAUAUGGAAUAGGUAGCCACUUUUAUCAAUUGAGCGAAUGUUAGUCCAACGAGUAAAAAUGAUAAAAUUUCAAAGAAAACCUACA